Messenger RNA from Podarcis raffonei (Aeolian wall lizard), 6420 nucleotides. Its product is annotated as endophilin-A1. Gene Ontology annotation, biological process: synaptic vesicle uncoating; protein localization to organelle; centriole-centriole cohesion. Gene Ontology annotation, molecular function: protein binding. The record is from RefSeq and is a predicted model, not a curated record. NCBI's taxonomy places the organism in Eukaryota, Metazoa, Chordata, Lepidosauria, Squamata, Lacertidae. Bases 39 to 4904 code for a protein of 1621 amino acids. The transcript is spliced from 33 exons. Gene Ontology annotation, cellular component: presynapse; glutamatergic synapse; cytoplasm.
UGCCGCCCCCCCCUACAAUUAAGGGUUUUCUCCUCAGCAUGGCUUCUUUUUCCAAAGGGGGGAGGAAGAGUCCGGCUCCCGCCGCGUCAGCAUCGUCGCGGGUCUUGGCCCUGGAGGAAGAAGUGCGGGGCCUGACGGAGGAGCUGAGCCAGUGCCAGGCUGAUAAAGAAUUUGUGUGGUCUUUAUGGAAACGUCUUCAGGUCGCAAACCCAGAUCUGACACAAGCAGUCAGUAUGGUUGUCGAAAGAGAAAAGCAGAAAGCUGAACUCAAGGACAGGAAGGUUUUAGAAAUUUUGCAAGUUAAAGACGACAAAAUACAGACAUUGGAACAGAGAACAUGUGGGCAACAAGAGGAGAUAAACAACCUGGUACAGAGAAAGCUUGCUGUGGAUGAGGAAAACGCAGUCUUGAAGAGAGAGCUCUGCAUCUUCCAACAGAAAUGUAAAGAUAAAAUCCAGGAACUUAAGGACACUAAGGAGUGUGCACUGAGAAAGGAAGAGCACAGCAGACUGGUUAUAAAAAACCUGGAGGAGGAAAAUGAGGGAUUAAGUACACGCUAUGCUGACCUGCUAAAUGACCUGGAGAAACUGAGGAAGCGGGAGGCACAAUGGAGAAUAGAAAAAUCUGGCAUCGAAGCAAAAAUAAAGAAUUUGGAAGCUGAUUUAACAGAGGCAAGUGGGCAAAUGGAAACCUUGCACAGCAAAUGCAAUGAUCUGGCAUCUCAGCUGGGUGUUAAGCAGACUGAACUAACACAAAAAGAUUUGGAUGUGGCCAGAACUAGGAAGGAGUUGCAGGAGCUGCAGAAUCUCUACAAACAAAACACUGAACAUGCAGCACAGCAGGCAGAGCUGAUCCAGCAGCUUCAGGCUCUCAAUAUGGAUACGCAAAAAGUACUGAGAACUCAGGAAGAUGCUCACACAGCUGAAACAAUAUCAUAUCAAAAACUUUACAAUGAAUUGACCAUAUGUUUUGAGAAACUCAAAGCAAGUGAGUUGGAGCUCCGGCAAAGUCAAGCUUCUCUCCAGAACCAACUACUUGAAAAAGAACGACAUAUCAGUCAGCUGGAAGAACAACUUCAACAGGCUCUCAGCUCUCUGUUUUCAAAACCUGAAAGUCCUUCAAAACAGAGAAAAGAGGAAUUCCAGCAGUAUUCUUUAAGUGAGCUAGAAUAUCUCAUACUAUCACAAAAAUCUGAAAUAAAGCUUUUGAAAGAAAAAUUGAAAAGAGCAAAUCAUACACUAGCAGAUCAUAGCCUUUGCAGCAGAGAUUUCUUGGAUUGCAUCAGUGUUAAGGCUGGGAAGAAAUACAAGGAACCACCUGUGAAACGUUCAAGGUCUCUGUCCCCAAAGAGCUUUUUGAAAGAGUCGGAGGAAUUAAGAAGGCUUAAAAUAGCUGAAAGAAAGAUUGAAAACUUAGAAAAGACACUGCAGCUAAAGAUCCAAGAAAACGAUGAGCUGAGGCAAACCCAUGAAAAGCGCAAAAAGAGGCUGCAGAUGUUACAGACCAACUACAGAGCAGUAAAAAAGCAAUUAAAACAAUGGGAGGAAAGCUAUAGCAAGCCUGGAAGCGGUAAAAAUGGAACAGAGCGUUCUCAUCCCCGGCAGCUGUGUCAAGAAGAUUCUGAUGCUGUGUGGAACGAACUGGCGUAUUUCAAAAAGGAACACAAAAAGCUAUUGAUUGAAAAACUGAAUUUAGAGGAAGAAUUGGAUCAGAUGAGAGUGUAUACAUCUAGGGAUAAAGCUACAAUACAAGAACUGAAUAUAUGCCUGCAACAAGAAAGAGAAGAGCUGCUCUUUAGACUUGGUGAAGAGGAUGGGGUCAAGAACAGUACUCCAAAGAAGAAUGUGAAAGAAAUACCAGCACAGACAUUACUGAAGGUUUUGGAACUGGAAAGGAGGCUAAAGAGUUUCGAGAGAGAAUCAAGGAGAUUGAAGGAAAUCAACAAAGAGUUAACGAAAGGUAACAGUGAUCUGAAAGCAUUGCUCAAACAGCAGAAGGAAGAAGCAGAGGCCAGGGAGAAGGAGCUGGAGAUGCUACUGAAACAAAUCAAAGAAGUCCAGCAGGACAAAGCAGACCUGCUGCUACUGAUAGAUGGGCUAGAGAGAGAGGUUGCCUCUCUGAAGAGGCAAUUGGCAGAAGCAAACUCGCUGAGAGAUGAAAACAAGGAUCUACUGAGUCAAGUGAGGCAAUUGCAGAGUUCGCUGGACAGAGCAAGGACAGUGCCUUCCAUGGCCAAUGCGGAGGCAUCCUGCAGGCAAUGUCUGUGUAAGAGUAGAAGUGCCAAAGUUAAGUUGAAAACAGGGAAGAAGAAAGGCUUAGUGGGAUAUCACCAGUCUCUUCUCAAUCAGUCCAUCAAGGUUAUGAGCGGUGUAUUUGAGAACUUCAAUAAGGACGGCUGGGAGGAUGUGAGUGAAAGCAGUGACUCUGAAACACCAGUUUCCGAGAAUCUGGGGACAAUAACUGCAAAAAGAGCACAGCAUACUCCACUGACAGACAAAAAUGACCAACUGGAACAAAAUAAGGUGGAAGAUAAUUCCAUGCCUCCAAACAGUGUGCAUUUAGAAGGCCCAAGCAAAAUAUGCUACAAAAAGCAAAAGAAAGAAACAGAUGUAGUUCCUUUCCACAGAAAGAAGAUCUUGCAUUCAGCUCUCAUCCCAAGUAAAGUAAACAGAGAGAAGAGAAGUAUCGUGGGUCAGAAACCUGGCUGUGCCAUUUCACUCAGGGGACGGAUUACAUCCUUACAGCAGCAGUUAGCCAUUCUUCAGAAUUCGAAAAAGACAGCCAUGUCAUCUCUCAAAACGUCCAGGGAAACAAAUAAAAAAUUAACAUCCCAGCUGCAUCUUGUUGAACAAAGACUUCAGGCCAGCAAGCAAACUAUUCAGACACUGACGUCCAACCUGACUGAGUUGCAGCGAGAAAAAUCAGAUUUACAAGGGAAGUUGGACCACCUGACCCAGUCUAUGAAAUUGAGAGAGGGUCUGUCUCCUGUGACAUCUGGCCCUACUGGAAUGACACCAGCAACUCCAUUAAAGAAUGUAGAUUUGGAAAUGAAGCAGUUGCAGUGUAAACUGAAGAAUGCAAAUAAUGAAAUCACUAAACAGUCAUCAACCAUCAAAUCUUUGAAAUAUGAAGUCCAGCGAAAAGAAGAACAGAUGCGGGAACUACAGGAAAAGAUUUCUCGAAUGGAGAGAGACCUAAGUAUGAAAAGAAAUUUAAUAGAAGAUUGGAAGCUGCGCAUGAAAGCAAAUCAGGAAAAAGAAAAAAGCUUUAAUGAAAAACUACAAACUCUUGAAGAAAAGGUAAAGUCAUUGACGGAAGAUUGUUCAAACAAAAAAACGUCGAUUGAUUCACUAAAGCAAAGGCUUAAUGUAGCUACAAAAGAAAAGGCACAAUAUGAGCAGAUGAAUCGCAAAGCUAAGGAGGAGCUGGAGAAAAAGGAGCUUAAACUCGCCAAUCUAGAAGCUAAAAUGGCUGAGGCGGAAUGUGCCAUGACAGAACUCGAAACCACUGCCUCUCAGCAACUUCAUGGCUUGGCAAAGCAAAGUGAACAAGCACUCGAAGUACUGCAGAAAAAAUUGAUGAUGUCCAAUGACAAGGUGGAAGAGUUCGUUACCUUUGUGAAGAGUUUGGCCACAGAGUUGCAGUCUAGUGUGAAAGAGAUGAGAACGCGAAUCAGAUGUAGUAAAAAAAUGCAAGAAAACAAAAAAUGCAACAGCGUUUCCAAAGCGUCUGUUCACCGAGCCCAGCACGUGGCAGCAUCUAUCCUUAAUAUUUCAAAGACUGAUUUAGACAAUUUACUUGAUGUUGAGGAUGAUGAGGAAACACAACAGAUGAAAAUGGAAUAUGAAAGCGACAAAGAAUGGAUGGGCUACUUACAGAAGCUUCUUGAAGGACAGAAAGUGAGUGAGAAGGUUGGUGGAGCAGAAGGAACCAAGCUAGAUGAGGAUUUCAAGGAAAUGGAAAGGAAAGUGGAUGUCACCAGCAGGGCUGUGAUGGAAAUAAUGGCCAGGACAACAGAAUACCUUCAACCUAACCCAGCUUCCAGAGCUAGACUCAACAUGCUCAACACUAUGUCCAAAAUCAGAGGCCAGGAGAAAGGACCAGGUUACCAACAGGCAGAGGCCCUGUUAGCAGAUGCGAUGCUGAAGUUUGGAAAAGAACUUGGAGACGACUGCAACUUUGGCCCAGCUCUCGGUGACGUUGGGGAAGCAAUGAGAGAACUUUCUGAGGUGAAAGAUUCUUUGGACAUUGAUGUGAAACAGAAUUUUAUUGAUCCCCUUCAAAACCUUCAUGACAAAGAUCUGAGGGAAAUACAGCAUCACCUUAAAAAAUUGGAGGGCAGACGCCUGGAUUUCGAUUACAAGAAGAAAAGGCAAGGCAAAAUCCCAGAUGAAGAACUCCGUGCGGCUCUGGAGAAGUUUGAUGAGUCAAAGGAAGUUGCUGAGUUGAGCAUGUUUAAUCUGCUAGAAAUGGAUAUUGAGCAAGUGAGCCAGCUAUCUGCCCUAGUACAAGCCCAGCUGGAGUACCACAGGCAAGCCACACAGAUCCUCCAGCAAGUUAGUUCCAAGUUGGAAGAGAGGAUAAAAGAUGCCUCAGUUCAGCCCAGAAGAGAGUAUCAGCCAAAGCCCCGCAUGAGUUUGGACUUCUCUGAAAACAAUCAGCACAACGGAGGGCUCUCUAAUGCCACCACUCCCAAGCCCUCAAAUGUUCCCAUGGACCAGCCGUGCUGUCGAGCUCUGUAUGACUUCGAUCCCGAAAACGAAGGGGAGCUGGGCUUUAAAGAGGGUGAUAUCAUUACCCUCACUAACCAGAUUGACGAAAACUGGUAUGAAGGGAUGCUUCAUGGCCAGUCAGGCUUUUUCCCUAUUAAUUACGUGGAUAUUCUCGUAGCUUUGCCUCAUUAGGAGGGCCGAGUCACCAUGUCUUAAUCUCCCCCUCUCCCUUGAGAAAUAAAUAAAACAGGUCAUAUGUCGACACCACUGCUUUUUAAAAACAAAGCAAUGAAUACAUAAUAUGGCUGCUUACUCCACAUCACAAAUACAAGCUGCGGUGGUGUUUUUUUCUUAAAACAAAAACAAAAAACCAGUCAUCGGGCCCCCACAGACAAUCCUUGGUUUUCGUGUUGUCAUGCUACAUCGUGGUGAUGCGUGUUAUCUUCUCCAGGCUGUGUGCCCAGGCACGUGGGAUUUUCACGUUCACACACGCAUGGUUGCCACAGAGAAUGAUGGGGGGAGAAAGUGGCGGUAGGCGUUUUUGAGUCAGUCAUAGUGUUGGGAAUGGGGGGAUGCAGUUGAGUUAGCUGGGAAGAAAAGCCUGUCGCCAGUCUACUGCCAUUUUAGUUCUCCCAUCGAAAGCGGGGAGCUGGGUAGCGCCCCUGAUUUUUCCAUCUUUCCCUUCCCAAAUGUUGCGGUUUAUGUGGGCCUAAUAUCGCUAACCAGCUUCUCAUGUCGUUCUUCUCUUAAAAAGGAAAAAAUAAAGGGGGAGGGGAAAGACAGAGUCCUGUCCUUGGAGAAACAGCAUAGCGUAUAUUUCAGUUCCUCCGCAGAUGAAUCGCCACUAUUCUAUACCCGCUGUUGGCGUAGAACCAGCUUUUAUAUACGCAAUAGUUAAAUAGAGGCCUGUGCAGUAUCCAGGUUACCUUUUGAAAACAUCCAAAGGCCAGGCCAGGAAAGUCAAGCGCCACAAGCCAAUGUGGCUUUCCUCAGAAAUGUUGGACAUAACAACAACAACAACAACAACAACAACAACAACCUAAUGCCAGCAGCAAAUAGAUGAUGCUAGAAGAAAAACCUAAAGAAACAAACAAACACAACUGUUUUCACUUUGUAUAAAGUCUAGGCACAGAAAAACAACAACCCCAAUAUUAUUCUACAUCUUCACUGAAAAAUAAUAAUGAAAAGCAACUCACGUUAUGUAAUUUUUAUUUUCAUCUACCUUGUGUUCUUCGAACAUCAUUUGUGUAUAUUCUGCCCUCAGUGAGGACUAAACAAAACAAAACAGAAGAAUCUUUGUGCUGAGCAAUUAAAGCGACAUGUGGCUAUAUGCAAAAACAUUCAAGUUGAUUUUUCCUCUCCAGAGUCAUAUAUAUAUAUAUAUAUAUAUAUAUAUAUAUAUAUAUAUAUAUAUCCCAUUCCGCGUCCUACAUUUUGUGUGUGCAUAGUGAUGUCUCUAGCUGAUUCACUGUUCCUAUUUUUGGUAACUGCUGUAAGAGUUUGUUUUAAUUUGAGUUGCCCAGAGUUCUAUUUAUCUAUCUAUGUACAUAUAUAUUUCUAUAUGUACAGACUCUUCCUGCACUGCUUUGGACGUGCCGCUUCAGUAUUGGACCAUGUGAAACGACGGCAAUCCUCCUGCUUUUAAUGUAUAAACUUAUACCAUGGAGAGCAUUGUUAUUUCAAAUAAAAAUGCGGAUUGACUAGUGAA